UACAUGCUUCCAUUAGGUCAGAUUAUCUCAGGGCACAACGUGAGCUACCACAGCUAUGCUGAUGACACACAGCUGUAUUUAUCAAUAGCACCUGAUGACCCCAAAUCUUUUGAUUCGCUAACACAAUGUCUAACUUGUAUCUCAGAAUGGAUGAAUAGUAACUUUCUCAAAUUAAAUAAAGAAAAAACCGAAAUCUUAGUGAUUGGCAAUAAUGGAUACAAUGAGGCUAUUAGAAAUAAACUGGAUGCAUUAGGAUUAAAAGUCAAAUCGGAGGUAAAAAGCUUAGGGGUAACCGUUGAUUGUAAUCUGAAUUUUAAAUCGCAUAUUAAUCAGAUCACUAGGACAGCAUUUUUUCACCUAAGAAACAUAGCAAAAGUUAGACCCAUAUCAUCGAAAGAUGCAGAGAAAUUAGUUCAUGCGUUUGUUUUCAGUCGGCUAGAUUACUGUAACGCACUCCUCUCAGGACUACCCAAAAAAGACAUCAAUCGUUUGCAACUAGUGCAGAAUGCAGCUGCUAGAAUCCUUACCAGGAAAAGAAAAUCCGAACACAUUUCUCCAGUUUUGAUGUCACUACACUGGUUACCUGUGUCAUUCAGAAUUGACUUUAAAAUUCUGCUUAUCUAUAAUAAUAAAAGGCAAAGCCCUCACUGA
Molecule: messenger RNA, 651 nt
Organism: Erpetoichthys calabaricus (reedfish)
Lineage: Eukaryota; Metazoa; Chordata; Cladistia; Polypteriformes; Polypteridae
Source: RefSeq, a predicted model, not a curated record